AUGAAAAUACUAAGUUGGAAUUGUGAGGGAUUGGAGAAUAAAGCUACUAUUGGGUAUCUUAGGGACUUGUGGGGGAAGCAUAAACCAGAUUUCUUGUUUUUGUCUGAAACACGACAACCUUUUUCUGUUUUAGAGUCUUUUGUUGGUCAUUUUGGUUAUUCUACUUUAAAAACUGUUGAACCAAUUGGAUGUAGUGGUGGUUUGGCAUUAUUCUACAAUAAUAAUAAUAAUAGUAAUGUUUCUUUCUUAUUCGAAUCAAACAGACUUAUUGAUGUGGAACUUCAUUAUAAAGGCACAACCAUUUUUUUGACAUUUGUUUAUGGAGAUCCGGUUCCAAAGAACCGGGAUGGAGUAUGGGAACGGUUAACCCGUAUUGGGUUGGAUAGAGAUAGUCCAUGGUUUCUAAUUGGUGAUUUCAAUGAGUUAAAAGGGAACCAUGAGAAGAGGGGUGGGAAAUUGCGUUCUGCCUCUUCUUUUGUUCCUUUUAAUACAAUGAUUCGCCAUUGUGGGUUACUUGAGUUUCCGGCUUUGGGUGAUACUCUUUCGUGGAGGGGAUGGAGGGACAAGAAGCCGAUACGGUGUCGGCUGGACCGUGCUUUCGCAAAUGAACAGUGGCAUGAUUUGUUUACUGAUUCUUUCACGGAAUAUUUACCCAGGAUCGCGUCGGACCAUAUGCCAGUUUUAGCGGUCCUCGAGGACAAAGUUCGCCGCGGAAAAAGCAGCUUUCGCUUUGACCGUCGGUGGCUCGAUAAGGAUGGUCUGUUUCGAGCUAUUUCGUCGGGGUGGGAUGUGAGCACCGGUUCUGUGUCUCCCACUCUAGUGGACAAAAUCACUACUUGUGGACAGGCCAUUUCUCAAUGGCGGAAAGCUCAGGUACCGUCCGGACGGGAGACAAUUGAAGAUUUGAAAAAUAAGUUAGCGAUAGCUCAAGAGGAUGAUGGUACUUCAGUUGAGGAGAUCUCGGAACUUACUUGGCGAUUACGGGAGGCGUAUCGGGAUGAGGAGUGUCGUAUUUUCAGGAGCUUUUCACUAAAUCCUUCGGAUUUUGAGGAUAAGCUAGCUGAGAUUGGUACAUUAGUGAGUCAGGCCACAAAUGAUUCUUUAACUCGGGAAGUUAUUGAGACGGAGAUUAAACAAGCACUCUUUAUGAUGCACCCGGAUAAGGCCCCGGACCCGGAUGGUAUGACGACAUUAUUUUACCAGAAAGCUUGGAACACGAUUAAAGCGGAUUUGGUCUUAUUGGUUAACUCUUUUCUCCAGGAAGGGGUCUUUGAUAAACGAUUGAAUGAGACAAAUAUUUGCCUUAUUCCGAAGGUGGAUAAACCAACCAAGAUGUCCGAGUUACGUCCGAUCAGUUUAUGCAAUGUUGGGUAUAAAAUUAUUUCCAAGGUUUUAUGUCAAGGACUUCGUACUUUCCUUUCAGAACUGGUUUCCGAAACACAGUCGGCGUUUGUGGCUGGGCAUUAUAUCUCGGAUAAUAUCUUAAUAGCACAGGAAAUAUUUCAUGGCCUCCGUACUAACAUCAGACAGAUGCCAAUCAUCGGAGGUACAGGAGCUUUCAGGUUCGGAAGAGGAUAUGCACAGGCCAAGACUUUUGUGUACAAUACUACCAGCGGAAAUGAUGUGGUCGUGUACAAUGUCUAUGUUUGGCAUUAA
Molecule: messenger RNA, 1656 nt
Organism: Camelina sativa (false flax)
Lineage: Eukaryota; Viridiplantae; Streptophyta; Magnoliopsida; Brassicales; Brassicaceae
Source: RefSeq, a predicted model, not a curated record